CUUGACGUCAGGAGGAAAAUUGCUACCACUCACAACCUGUUUGUUAGUCGAGAGCGACACUUUUAUUAUUAGCUCGGUUGGCUUUAACUCGAAAGGAGAAGUGGUCGUUAAACUGGCAGACGGCACGUCAGAGCGACGAGCUCGAAUGCUGAGGAAAAGGACGCAAAGACUCGAAAAAGGGUUUUGUUUUUUUAACAUCCCUCAAUGUAGCUUGUUAGCUCGCUAGCUAACAGCUAGCUAACACUGCGCCUUCCUCUUCCUUCUGCUUUUUUUUUUUUUUGGUGUGCAUGCUAGUUUUUGUGUGUGCAUGCUAGAUCCCCAGCAGCUUGUAGGGCUAACCAGGGCCCGAAGGCGGUGUCAGGUUUGAACAUUCAUCCCGGGGCUGUCAACCGGACUAACCGUCCCCCGGUCACCGAGUAGAGUUAAUGGCCGGAAAUCCGAGGAGGGGCGCGGGUCUCAUCGGCUUGAUGAAGGACGCCUUUCAGCCCCACCAGCAGCCUCCGCAGCCCCCGCAGCCCGCUGUGGUCGACAAGAAAAUGGUGGAGAAAUGCUGGAAACUCAUGGACAAGGUGGUGCGUUUGUGCCAGAACCCCAAGGUGGCACUCAAGAACAGCCCGCCCUACAUCCUGGACCUGCUGCCGGACACCUACCAGCACCUGCGCACCGUCCUGUCGCGCUACGAGAGCCGCAUGGAGAUCCUCGGCGAGAACGAGUACUUUCGCGUGGUUAUGGAGAACCUGACCAACAAGACCAAGCAGACCAUGAGCCUCUUCAAGGAGGCCAAGGAGAGGAUGUUCGAGGAGAACUCCCAGCCAAGGCGAAACCUCACCAAGUUGUCGCUCAUCUUCAGCCACAUGCUGGCCGAGCUCAAAGCCAUCUUCCCCAACGGCCUCUUCCAGGGAGACAAUUUUAGGAUCACCAAAGCCGACGCCGCAGAGUUCUGGAGGAGGUCCUUCGGCGACAAGACCAUCGUUCCGUGGCGGACGUUCCGCCAGGCCUUGCACGAGUUCCAUCCCAUCAGCUCGGGCCUGGAGGCCAUGGCCCUCAAGUCCACCAUCGACCUCACCUGCAACGACUACAUCUCCGUUUUUGAAUUUGACAUCUUCACCAGGCUCUUCCAGCCGUGGUCGUCGCUGUUAAGGAACUGGAACAGUCUAGCCGUCACACAUCCAGGCUACAUGGCUUUUCUCACCUACGACGAGGUGAAGGCUCGCCUGCACAGGUUCAUCCACAAGCCCGGCAGCUACAUCUUUAGGCUGAGCUGCACCCGCUUGGGCCAGUGGGCCAUCGGUUACGUGACGGCCGACGGAAACAUCCUGCAGACCAUUCCCCACAACAAACCUCUUUUCCAGGCGCUCAUCGACGGCUACAGGGAGGGAUUCUAUUUGUUCCCAGAUGGUCGUGCACAGAACCCAGACCUAACAGGCCUGUGUGAACCUUCUCCACAAGACCACAUCAAAGUUACCCAGGAGCAGUACGAGUUGUACUGCGAGAUGGGCUCCACCUUCCAGCUGUGCAAGAUCUGCGCCGAGAACGACAAGAACGUGAAGAUCGAGCCGUGCAGGCACCUCAUGUGCACUUCCUGUUUGACCGCCUGGCAGGAGUCGGAGGGUCAGGGCUGCCCCUUCUGCCGCUGUGAGAUCAAGGGCACAGAGCUCAUUGUGGUGGACCCCUUCCACCCCAAGGCCGGCGGCGGGGCUUUCGCCGGCUUCCAGGGGUCCAGCAGAGCAGAGGCGGCCGCAAACGACGAGGACGAUGAUGAACGGCUGGAGGACCACAACCUUGUCAUGAGCAGGCUGGCCUGCAGCAAGGUGGAGCGUCCUGCAUCCCCCGUGUCCCAGCUGCCUCCGGUUCCUCCCAGACUGGACCUCCUGCAGCAGAGACCUUGCAGCUCCCAGCAAGCAGCAAAGAUGGGGGCCACACACCGAGACAAGCCGCUCCCGCUGCCCCCGGCGCUGAGAGAGCUGCCGCCCCCGCCGCCUCCCGAGCGCCCCUCCCCCCUGGCGGGUCAGGACCCCAGAGUCCAGAGGCGACCGCUGCCCUGCACCCCCGACACUCCAGCCUGGGCCUCCAACUACAUGGUGCCCCGAUCCGUCUGCAAGGCGCCCGCUGCCUUUUCUCAAAGCGCCGGCGCGGAGGGCGGUAAAGCCCAGGCGGCGACCAAUGCCGUGUACUGCCUGACCGCCAGGUCGCUGCCGACGUCGGCCGUGUCCAGCAGGGAGAAGUUGUCCACCGACUGCGAGGAGAACGAGUACAUGAGUCCCACCUCCCUCCCAGCCUCCGGCGCCCCGUGGAUCAUCACGGGCGCCUUGGUGCCCCCUGCCCCGCCUCCGCCGUUGAGCCAAGCAAACCAUCAGGACGAUGCCAGCGCUGACGGGCUUGACGCCGACUCGGGGGACCCUCAGGUGUACGAGUCCAUGUGCAACAUCCAGGCCGGCUGCUCCGAGGCGACCAACCACGAGCGUCCUCCGCACAGCUCCGUGGUCGCCCAGGCCGAGUCCCUGGACGCCUCCUUGGAGGACGUUUACGAGUACGACUGCCCGCGACCCGUGGCCCCCCCGGCGCCCGCCAGGCGAGCUCUGUCGGACAUGAACGGCCCCUCCAGCGCCUUCAGCUCGCUCAGCAUCGACGGCGCGGUGGAAGCGAGUUUGUUCGCGUCCGACCCGGAGCGACCCCCCAAGCCCCUCCCGCGGCGGGCCAACUCGGACCGGCGGGCGCAGCGGACGCUAACCCGCGAGCUCCCCGCCCCCUUGCUGGAGCGCCCCUCCUCCUCCCACACUCCACCGCCCGCGCCCUCGGCGAGCGGCGGCGGCGUGGCGCUGAGCGGCGAGAUCGAGUGUCUGAUGUCCCAGGGCUACUCCAUCCAGGACAUCCAGAAGGCGCUGAUGAUCGCGCAGAACAACUUGGAGACGGCCAAGAACAUCCUGAGGGAGUUUGUGUCCGUCCCCUCCGCCACGCACAUCGCCACAUAGUCACUCCCUUUUCUCUUUGCCCCGCCACCCCAGCUGUCCGCUUUGUGCCAUCUUCUCGUCGCCAGGGCGACUUGAACGCACGGAAACCUUCACGCCACAAAGAUUGUUCCAUCGUGUCCCCAAUGCUAAUAACAACAUCGCUAACUAACUCACUCUCCGCACGCGCUCGCUAACGACAUGAAAAUGUGAUUCUGGUACUCAUGCGGUGGAACCUCCGUUUACCAACUUCCACGUUGUUGAAGAAGCAACCACAAGCUCAACGUCCCUUUGGUGCCCUCAAAAGCGUUAACAACCAUGUUGCUACAAUAAUAAAGAAAAGUCAAAACUUUGGUGAA
This is a messenger RNA of Entelurus aequoreus (snake pipefish), 3307 nucleotides long. Its product is annotated as E3 ubiquitin-protein ligase CBL-like. The record is from RefSeq and is a predicted model, not a curated record. Gene Ontology annotation, cellular component: membrane raft; plasma membrane. The transcript is spliced from 15 exons. Gene Ontology annotation, molecular function: ubiquitin protein ligase activity; phosphotyrosine residue binding; calcium ion binding. NCBI's taxonomy places the organism in Eukaryota, Metazoa, Chordata, Actinopteri, Syngnathiformes, Syngnathidae. Bases 426 to 2972 code for a protein of 848 amino acids. Gene Ontology annotation, biological process: negative regulation of epidermal growth factor-activated receptor activity; cell surface receptor signaling pathway.